AUGGCGUUGAUCACAGAUGUGCGAAACCAAUCACAUAAUGGUAUUUCAGGUCAAAGUGGAGGACCUCCAGAUGCUGUUGAACAAGCAGGCCAUUCUGACGCACCUCAAGUGCUAUUCAUGAACACGCAUGAUGUUUCUUCUCGUUCGGGCCAACCUCCUCCAUCUUACUACCAGGUGGCGACUCCUAAGUCGCCGCACGAUCUAUAUCUUGGUGAGGAAGACGACCCACAUCAUGGUGCGGAUGUUCACAAGGAGAGCGAGGAGACAGAAAGACUAAAGUACGAGACAGCUAAGCGAGAGAUUCUGGAUGCUCUUAAUUUGCAUGUUUUAAUCAGCAACAAGGAACAUGACGAGCUGCAUAGAGAGAUAAAACGGGUGGAGGCGCAAAUGCGAGUUCUCGAAGAGCUACAUAACGACAAAGAACUGCUAAGCAAGGUCGAAAUGCACCAAGAAGAGCUCUUUCAUAGGAAACAACGGUCAUAUAUGCGCAUGAAGGAACUUGAAGCAACGCACAAUUUUUCUGACUUUUCCAUGGACUUGUCUCAGCCACCACUUUCUACUGGCAGUAAUGGGUCUUUCUACUAUCAUACGCGGAGCAAGAGCAGUGGGAAUGCUAGCGGAACUCACCAGUCCCGUCUGCGGCCCGCUAAUGAUGGCAUCAUAGGGAUGCGGAUGAGCGGAGCAAAAUCUAUUCCCGCCAAUGCCGCUUUUGCACCAAAUUCAUCGGGUUUAGAAGCGGAAACUGCACGCCCAUCUUUACUGAAUCAGCAUCACAGAAGAAACUAUAGCAGCACCUGUUUGACAAGUAACAGCGGCGUGGUUGGAAAAAAUGAGAAAGAUGAAGCCAUAUUCAAGAGACCGGAUGGCAUAUUGGUAAUAAUUACUUGUUCCAACUGCGGUCGCAGUGGGUUCACCUCUGCCCAGGGUAUUGUGAAUCACGCAAGAUUGAAGCAUUCAAAAACUUAUUCAAGCCAACCACUUGCGGUGUUAAAUAACCAAAAAUUACUUCCAGAUGACCAACAAAAUUCAACUACUUUGCAGAAAUUCCAAGAGCUCAAUUUAGAUCCCUCGAAAGAAUAUCUUCCAAACGUAGUAGGAGUUCCAGGUGGAUCAUCUAAUUCUAAUAUGGGAGGCGACCGGAAAUCUAGCGUUCGGGAGGUAUCCCCUCACACCAUAACCGUGCAGCCAGAAACAGCACAGAAAUCAACCGCGCAUUUGCAGAAGUUGUAUUCCAAGGGAGAUUUCAAAAAAAUUGUUGACUACGUAAGUGAGGCCAAAAAAGAUUUGGAUACGAUCCUAACACUGCCAUCAGAUAGCGAAGAUGUCACCGAAGAUGAUGAUAACACGAAGAUCAAAUCCGAGGGCAUAGAGUCUAAUGCAGUUGAUGAACCUAAAUCUAGUGACAAACAAACAAACAUGAAGAAACGCAAGAGUUCAGUUGAUAAAGAAACAAAGAAGAGGCUGAAACCGGCGGAGAAGAAGGUAAGGCCAGAUGCCAUCGCUCUUAUGAACGUGCCUGAAAAGGACAAAAGGUCAUCGCACUAUAACUUACGUGCUAAAUCAAAGCUCAAGGGGCAUGCAAGAUUCGAUUAG
Lachancea fermentati is the source of this 1593-nucleotide messenger RNA. NCBI's taxonomy places the organism in Eukaryota, Fungi, Ascomycota, Saccharomycetes, Saccharomycetales, Saccharomycetaceae. The record is from the annotation of a GenBank genome assembly.